AAGACAGCCAUUCUGAGUGCACUGACAUCAAUGUUGGAACAUAUACCUGUGUUCAUGAAACUGUUCCACCCUCAGCUGCAGAGGGUGUUUGUCAAGGGCAUAAGUGACCUCACAAGUAUUGUUGUUAGGAAUAGAGCAGCCAAGGUGUUGGGUGUGUUGAUGAAGAGCCAGCCCAGGGUGGAUGCAGUCGUGAUGGAGCUUAUCGCAGGAGCAAAA
This is a messenger RNA of Guyanagaster necrorhizus, 216 nucleotides long. RefSeq lists its product as uncharacterized. The transcript has a single exon. Gene Ontology annotation, cellular component: cytosol. Gene Ontology annotation, molecular function: protein kinase regulator activity. Gene Ontology annotation, biological process: cellular response to amino acid starvation; regulation of translation. The record is from RefSeq and is a predicted model, not a curated record. The annotation marks the transcript as partial. Lineage: Eukaryota; Fungi; Basidiomycota; Agaricomycetes; Agaricales; Physalacriaceae.